Osmia lignaria (orchard mason bee) is the source of this 2869-nucleotide messenger RNA. RefSeq lists its product as uncharacterized. Gene Ontology annotation, molecular function: DNA-binding transcription factor activity, RNA polymerase II-specific; RNA polymerase II cis-regulatory region sequence-specific DNA binding. Gene Ontology annotation, cellular component: nucleus. Gene Ontology annotation, biological process: embryo development; regulation of transcription by RNA polymerase II. The record is from RefSeq and is a predicted model, not a curated record. Lineage: Eukaryota; Metazoa; Arthropoda; Insecta; Hymenoptera; Megachilidae.
UGUGUUCAUAAUAUCACAAUCAUAUUAUCACUGCCACAUUUAAACAGCAAAUAGCAAUAAACAAAAUAAUCUACACAAUUAUUUUGCUUUAAGUACCAUUAUUACCUUUUCUAAUUAUUAAAAAACACCAAUAUCUCGAGUUGAAGUGGAAAUGAAAACAUCACUUGUUUUCGACAAAAUUAUCUGUCCAAUAAUUAAAUAAAAUUGCAUUUGUUUUUAAAUUAUUCAUAACGAGAGAUCAUAUCUGUAUUACGUGUUUUCGUUCGUGCUGCGCACAUUAAUUUUGAUUGGUUCAAGCAUGCUUCGUCUGCGCAUGCGCGUUGUGGAAGCGAACAGCGUGCUCAGCGAUCUUCAGUACCUGUAUAACCUUUGACGUGAGCGCUUGUUAGCUGCACGAAACAGUUGUAGACGAAUAUUAAAUACAUCAUGUUCAAGACUUGUGAAGGAUAAUUGUGGUCAUACUAAAUGUCGUAUGUGUUUAUUAUAUGAAGAACAAGGCUGCAGAGUUUGUAACGAUGUGCAAUGUAUAGAAAAUAUUGGAAAUUAUGAUUAUCCACCUUCAACAAAAGAAAUCUUAAAUGAUAUUUCGAAUUCUGAGAAAAGUAAUAUAUGUAAUGAAGAAGUAGUACCUUUAGAAUUAGUUAUUAAUAAAGAUUCAAAGUUCAAGCUUAAUAAUUUUGAACUUACUGAUAAUUACGAAUUAUAUUGUGAAGAUAUAUUUAAUAAAACAAGAGAAACGUACCAGUCUUCUACAACUGAUACUAAGGAUGAUGAUGUUUCAAAUAAGUUAUAUGUUUCUAAAGUAGAAUCUGAUAGUGUGCUUUCAAGUACUCAGUCACAUUUAAACAGCAGUGCUGUAAUACAAUCAUGUAAUGAGGUGAAAGCAGAAAUUUGUGACUUGGAUAAUAAAACAGAGUCUUUAAAGAAUGAAAAGUUAAUGAAAAAUAAAUCCACAAAGUGUUUGGAUCAUAGUCAUAUUGUGUUAAUACCAGGAACACCAGAAAAAUACAAAUGCAAUAUUUGUAACAAAAUUUUUCGAAAUAAAAAAGGAAAAUGUUAUCAUGAUGCAUGUGUAACAGGUGUUAAACCUUAUCAGUGUACUUUUUGUGAUAGAACAUUUAUUAAAAGGUCUCACUUUGAAUAUCAUGAAAGGGUACACAGGGGGUAUAAACCAUAUAAAUGUAAUCUUUGUGAGAAAGCAUUUCCUCAGCAGAAUAAACUCAAUAGACAUAUGUACUCGCACAGUAGAGAAAAACAAUUUGAAUGUACAAAAUGUAACAAAAAAUAUUCUAAACGAGAUGAUUUAAAAAAUCAUCUAGUGGUGCAUAAUAGUACAGCUACAUAUUCAUGUAAAACAUGUGAAAAAACUUUUAGGAUGUUAACUAAUUUGAAACGGCAUUUAAAAACGCAUACAAAUGAAAGACCACAUACAUGCGAUCAAUGCAAUAAAAGUUUUAAAGAUAAAUCUCUUUUAGUUCGUCACAAAAAAACGCAUGGAAAAGAUCGUCCGUUUUCGUGUGCACAUUGUAAUAGAGUAUUCUUGUCCAAAAGUGAAUUAAAACGACAUUUAACUGUACACUCCGAUGAAAAACCAUUUUCUUGUAAAUAUUGUCAAACUGUAUUUAGAAGAAAAGAUAAUUUACAUCGACAUAUUAGACAUCAUCAUUCAGAAAAUCCACCUUUAGAUGUUAACAACACACAAAAUACUAUAUCUGAAACAAAUAUAAAAUCACCAAAAUCUAAACAGAAACCAAAAAAGAUACAAAGAAUUACUUCUAAUUCAAUACAGAAAACUCCAACUAAGAUAUCAAUGGUUGGUGUAAAUUCUCGUGAUCAAAUUAAUUCCAGAUUAGAUUCAAUGGGUAAUAUUACACCUGUUAUAAGAACUACAAAUGAAGUAAGUAAUGCAGUUUCUGUUAUCAAUGGACCAAUUAGUAUUAAAAAACCUGGUGAUAAGAUUGAUACUAGGAAAAAGACAUUUACAUAUACCGAACCAAUACCACUUGCUGAAGCAGUGGUAAUAAACAAACGAAUUGAAGAAAAGUUAUAUCCACAAAACGUAUCAAGUCAUAAUUAUUUUUUUCGAAAUUGUAUAAAUUGUACAGAUAAAUCAUAUCCUGUCCUCGUGAAGCAAGUAUCUUGUACAUAUUCUAAUACAAAAAGUUCUUUAAAUAAAAUAGCUCAUCACGAAAAUUCGUCUCUAGAAACAGAUUCAAAUGUGCAAACAAAUUUGAUACAUCAAAACGUAAAAAAACAAAUUUAUAAUAAAAAAGAUAUUAAAUUAAAAAUCAAAGAUAACAGCAAUCAUUCAAUUCCCAAUUCUACUGGGAAAUGUACAAUUCAAACAGUGAAUGUUAGUUAAAGGUAAAUGCUUCUUAAUUACUAAUUAUGAAUCAAUGAAUUGAUUAUGUUAGUGAACGCGUUUAAUCAUUUCAACCAAACAUUUUUAAAACAUUUAAUUAAAAAUGUGAAGUAAUGAAUAAUUUUUCAUUAAUGAUUUCGAAAAGUUAAACUAAUAUGCACCAAAGAUGUUAAAUUACUCUGAUACUAUAUCAUACAUAACAAAUAUGUGAAACAAUUAUUUAUUCUUUGAAGUAAAGUAGUUAUAAAUAUUUUAUGAGAUUUUGAAAAGAACAAGCUAAAACACAAAAACAUUUGAUUACAACUUAUUUUAGUAUAUUAUAUAGAAAAAGAAACAAAGCGUUCGCAGAAUUAUUCGAAUAUAGUUUCAUUGAAGACCGAUUGGUACUUCCGGCGUUGUCAUGAACUAUAUUUAUUAUAAUUAUAUUAUAUGAAAAAAGAGUGGAUUCUACAAAAAUAAAUUUAUAUUAUUUGUAUAAAUAAAUAAUAUUUCAAUUAUGUAAUAUAA